UCACCAGGAAGAGAAGACUUGGCGACAGAAGAGACCGCACAGGACCUGACUUGGAGUUUUUUGUUUUUUUGUUUUUGUUUUUGCUUUUGUUUUUUCCUACUAUUCCUCUUUAUCAAAACCAAAGGAGGGAAUGAAUUUUAAAAGAAAAAUGCUGUCACUAAUCUUGCUUGCUUUAUUGCUGGCAUUGUCUAAGCACCACCACAGAAUAAAGAAUCAACUGCAGAAGAUGUACAUCUGUUGGAAUGAUCAUUUGGAAGAACCUCAGCUCUCAGCCUGGUUUGAUCCAAAAAAACGUCCUGAUGUUAUAGCAACAACUGGUUGGCUCGCUCCGGUCAUAUGGGAAGGAACUUAUAAUAGACAAGUUCUAGACAAGUAUUAUAAGAGACUGAACAUUACCAUAGGCUUGGCUGUCCUUGUUACUGGAAACUUUACAAGACAGUACCUGAAACACUUCAUAAAAUCUGCUGAUAAAUACUUCAUGGUUGGCUACAAUGUUGUCUUUUACAUCUUGAUGGACAACGUCUACAGGCUACCGUACUUAGAGUUGGGUCCUCGUCGGUCAUUUAAAACAUUUUUUCUAUCUGAUAGAGAUUACUAUCAAGACCCUAUUCUCAGAAGCAUGAAGAACAUGGAAAGUAAAAUCAUACGUCACAUCCAGUAUGAAGUCAACUUUCUCUUCACUAUGACUUCGAACCAGAUCUUCAAGAAGGACUUUGGUGUUGAAACCUUGGGCCAAUCUGUAGCUCAACUCCACUCAUGGUGGUAUUUUAAAACUCCCAAAGAUUUCCCUUAUGAGAGAAGAGUUAAGUCAGCAGCCUUCAUCCCCUUUGGCCAGGGAGACUUCUAUUACCACAGUGGUAUUAUUGGUGGCACACCCAGUAAUGUUUUAACUUUCAUUACACAAUAUCUAAAGGGAAUUGCAGAUGACAGAACAAAUGAACUUGACAGCACAUAUGAAAGAUACCUAAAUAAAUAUUUUUUAAUCAAUAAGCCCACUAGGGUGUUAUCACCAGAGUACAACUGGAAUCCAAAAUUUAAAACUCCUCCACAGAUAAAGCACAUUAAGGUAGUAUGGCUGUCAUAAAUCACUUGAAGGUCGUGCCAUGAGGUUUAUGAAUUGACAAGUAAAUAACAGGAUGCUCAAAUAUAAAACCUGGGACAUUUACAAAAAUGCAUAAUCUUCCAGAAUAAAUUAUUUAUCUUUGAAAUUGUAA
Mesocricetus auratus (golden hamster) is the source of this 1214-nucleotide messenger RNA. Its product is annotated as N-acetyllactosaminide alpha-1,3-galactosyltransferase-like 1. Lineage: Eukaryota; Metazoa; Chordata; Mammalia; Rodentia; Cricetidae. Gene Ontology annotation, cellular component: vesicle; membrane; Golgi apparatus. Bases 131 to 1084 code for a protein of 317 amino acids. The transcript has 6 exons. Gene Ontology annotation, molecular function: hexosyltransferase activity. The record is from RefSeq and is a predicted model, not a curated record. Gene Ontology annotation, biological process: carbohydrate metabolic process.